UCCAGCUUGGCCGCGCGAGACCAAUUUACGGCCCAUAUAAUGGCCGUUACUUCUCCGCCUUCGCCGUCCUUCCUUUCUCCUCCAAUUCUCCGACUACUCAGCCGCCGGGGGCCGUUUCACAUUGCGUAUGCUGCUCUGCUGCCGCCGGAAAAUUUCUCGGAUUUCUGAUUGAUAUGAAGACAUAAAUUAGACUGAGAAGGGGUUGAAGCUUUGUUGGUGUUUCAAUUUUUUGAAAAUGGCGGCCUCAUCCUUUAGUUGUGCUCAGUCUCUGUGCCUCACAUCCAGAGGCCGCGUUUCCUUCCCUGGUGGUUGUGUUUUGAAGAGGAGGAACAGCCAUUUGGUCUUUGCAUCUUCGUUAAAAUCCAACAAAGAUGUUAGCUCCGUAUCCAAGGUCGAGACAUUGUUAGAUAGUGUAAGAUGGGAUGACAAAGGUUUGGCGGUGGCCAUAGCACAAAAUGUUGACACGGGAGCCAUAUUAAUGCAAGGCUUUGCCAACAGGGAUGCACUAGCUACAACCAUUUCAUCCCGGAAGGCAACAUUCUACAGUCGAUCACGUUCAUCAUUGUGGACCAAAGGAGAGACGUCCAACAACUUCAUCAAUGUUUAUGACAUUUUUCUCGAUUGUGACCAUGACUCUAUAAUUUACCUCGGGAAACCUGAUGGGCCUACCUGCCACACUGGCUCUGAAACCUGCUACUACACUUCUGUGCUCGACUCUUUGGAAACUGAACAGGUCGCUGCAGGAAGUAGGUUGGCAUCAACAACCUUAUACUCAUUAGAGUCCACAGUUUUUCAACGAAGAGCAGAAAUAGAAACAACUACAGAGAGUGGGAAACCUUCUUGGACGAAAAGAUUACUACUCAAUCAGGACCUGCUAUGCUCAAAAAUCCGGGAGGAGGCAGAUGAAUUGUGCCGAACUCUAGAGGAUAAUGAGGAUAAAGGCAGGGCAGCUUCGGAAAUGGGAGAUGUCCUCUAUCAUGCCAUGGUACUGCUGGCACUCAAGGAUGUUAAAAUGGAAGAUGUGCUUGAUGUUCUUCGACGCAGGUUCAGUCAAUCUGGUAUCGAGGAAAAAGGAAGCCGUGGCAAGCAAAAGAGCUAGGAGAUGAAUGCAUCGAGCAGUUUGCUCUACGUAAGAAUGCUGCAGGCUCGCAUGUGCUCUUGCUUCCUGAAUGUGUUAUUUGAAGUUUUGUUUCGUUGAGGAAAUCAGUUUCUCAUCGUCGAACUUGACUAGUAAGUCUAUGCAACAGUGUAGCGCUGUAGACUCGAGAUCAUCUGUUUUUGUGUUAGCAAAUUCUCGGUAUCGAUUUAUGCUGCGAAUUUGGGUGUUCUGGGGCAACAUCAGUGGGGGAGAAACAGUGAACACUGCUCUUUGGCUAAUCUUGUUUCCUUUCUUAUAUAGUCUGAUUGGGAAUGCUUCAAGAGUUUUGUUGAAAUGGAUCCAUCUAACAACGUCAUAUUUCCAUUGUCAAAUAACAGAACUUCAACUUUUUUCUGUUUCUUGAACCUCCAGUAGAGGCC
Messenger RNA from Linum tenue, 1518 nucleotides. Lineage: Eukaryota; Viridiplantae; Streptophyta; Magnoliopsida; Malpighiales; Linaceae. The record is from the annotation of a GenBank genome assembly.